Messenger RNA from Hibiscus syriacus, 2599 nucleotides. RefSeq names its product probably inactive leucine-rich repeat receptor-like protein kinase At5g48380. Gene Ontology annotation, molecular function: receptor serine/threonine kinase binding; protein kinase activity; ATP binding. The coding region runs from base 474 to 2321 and encodes 615 amino acids. The transcript is spliced from 3 exons. The record is from RefSeq and is a predicted model, not a curated record. Lineage: Eukaryota; Viridiplantae; Streptophyta; Magnoliopsida; Malvales; Malvaceae. Gene Ontology annotation, biological process: protein phosphorylation.
CUCACACUUCGUUGUCGUCUUUUUUCUUUGGAGCUUUUAAUUGUGUGUUCCCAAAUUCCAAUUAUUCUUUUGAAUGUUCAAACCAUGGAGUAGACUUUGUCCUUUGUGUACUAUUGGAGUCUUCUCUUUAAGUUUCUCUGUGGCGAAGCAGGAUGCUUCCUUGUUGUUUCCAUUACCCUUUUGCCCGUUCGUUGGUCUUUUUUGGUUAAAACUCGAGAUACCCAAGGUGAGUCUUUGAACUUUUGUUUUCUGGUUUUGGUUGAUAUGCUCUUAUAUUGAUCUGAGUUUAAGUCAAGUAGUCAACUUUCAGCUGGUUUGCUUAAGUUUCUCUGUGGUGAGGUUUAUAUGUUUUUUGAAUUUGGUUUAAAGGUUUGAAGAAACAUGGUCUAGUGAAUUUGGCAUUUAGUAUCUUCUGUUCAAGCCUGUGAAUUGCUCUAAUUCACCGUUUCAGUUUCGAUUCAAGUGGUUUCUUCAUGAUCAUGGUGUUGCAUAGCCGAGUUUUCGCCCUCCUUGUCAGCGUUUUCGUUUUGUUGUUACUCGGCUGUAGUUUGAGCUCUGCUACUGAGGAUGAUAUUAAUUGUUUGAAGAGCAUCAAAGCUUCGCUUGAGGACACUCUGGGCUACUUAAAUUCUUCUUGGAAUUUCGACAACAAUACCGAAGGAUAUAUUUGUCGGUUCACCGGGAUCGAUUGUUGGCACCCGGAUGAGAAUCGGGUUCUUAAUAUCAAGCUUUCGGAUAUGGGACUCAAGGGUGAGUUCCCUCGAGGAAUUGUGAAGUGCAAGAGUAUGACAGGCUUAGAUCUUUCGAGCAAUAGGCUUUAUGGAAGCAUUCCGCCUAAUAUCUCCACCCUUAUCCCGUUUGUCACCACCCUUGAUCUCUCAUCUAAUAAUUUCUCUGGAGUUAUCCCGAGAAACCUCUCAAACUGCAGCUUCAUAAACAUAUUGAACCUUGACCAUAACAAUUUGACGGGGCAGAUUCCUCCAGAACUCACCUUGCUCAGUAGGUUGAAAACCUUUAGUGUGGCUGAUAAUCGCUUGACAGGCCCAAUUCCUGUUUUUCUUCGUUUCUCGUUACCGGCUGAAAGUGUUGCAAGUAAUCCUGGACUGUGCGGGAAGCCUUUGGAUCCAUGUGUGGCGACCGUGAAGAACACAAAGACUGGAAUGAUUGUUGGAGCUGCUGUUGGUGGGGUGUCAAUUGCUGCGAUUGGUGUGUUCAUCGGUCUCUUCUUCUAUCAGCGCAGAUAUUCUGCCAUGAGGAAGAAGGAUGAUGAUCCAGAUGGAAACAAAUGGACCAAGAGCUUAAAGGGAGUUAAAGGCAUCCAGGUCUCCAUGUUUGAAAAAGUGGUUGCCAGAAUGAGAUUAAGCGACCUUAUGAAGGCGACAAACAGUUUCCACAAGAAUAAUAUCAUCAGUUCAGGAAGAACAGGGACGAUGUACAUUGGAGUCCUUGAAGAUGGCACCUCUCUAAUGAUUAAGAGAUUACAGAAUUCUCAACACUCGGACAAAGAAUUCUCGUCUGAGAUGGCUACUCUAGGAAGUGUGAAACACCGUAACUUAGUUCCCCUUUUAGGUUUCUGUGUGGCGAAGAAGGAGAGGCUUUUAGUUUACAGAUUCAUGGCAAAUGGUACUCUCCAUGAUAGCUUGCAUCCCGAGGAUGAUGCUAACAGGACGUUGGAGUGGUCCUUGAGCCUUAAAAUUGGUAUAGGGGCUGCCAAAGGAUUUGCAUGGCUCCACCACAACUGCAAUCCUCGCAUACUUCAUCGAAACAUAAGCUCCAAGUGUAUCUUACUAGAUGCAGAUUUUGAGCCUAAAAUAUCCGAUUUCGGUCUUGCUAGACUCAUGAACCCUGUUGAUACACAUCUGAGCACCUUUGUGAAUGGCGAGUUUGGGGAUUUAGGUUAUGUUGCCCCUGAAUACGCCAGAACUCUCGUGGCCACCCCAAAAGGAGAUGUCUACAGCUUCGGAGUUGUCCUUCUUGAGUUGGUCACCGGUGAAAGACCUACCCAUGUAGCCAAAGCUCCUGAUGGCUUCAAGGGAAGUCUGGUAGAAUGGAUUACACAGUUAUCUACUGAUGGAAAACUUCAAGAUGCUAUCGACACAUCCUUGGUUGGGAAGGGUGUCGAUAACGAAGUUUUCCAGUUUCUUAAAGUUGCUUGUAACUGUGUAUUGCCACCUCCCAAGGAGAGGCCUACUAUGUUUGAAGUAUACCAGCUUAUAAGAGCCAUCGGGCAACGAUACAAUUUUACCACCGACGACGAAAUUUUGAUGCCUUCAGAUUCCGGUAACGUUGACUAUUUAGAGGAACUUAUCGUUGCUCAAUAGAUCAACGAGAACAAGCGAAGAGAUAUGGGGCGCUAUGAGUGUCGAUAAAGGGUUAUAGUUUCUAAGCAUCUACAUUAGGGAUCUGUGUCUUUUGUUUGGUUGUAGAACACUUGAUCAGUGUCAUGGUGGAAAAAUCUUAGGUUGGUUAGCAUGGGUCUUAUCUCCUGAGGCUUUCACCCUUAAGUUGUAUUGUAUGUAGAAUAUGAUUAGUUCACACCAAGGCAAAGCCACAUUGUAAAGUAUUAUCGAUUUUAUUUGCGGAUUCUUGUUUUCCUUAA